GAUACUCUCAAUAACAAUAACGUAAUAAAUGUAAACGGUUUUUUCUCUCUCUCACCUGAAAUCGCAGGAAUCGUGACCAGCCGUGACGAGGAUCAGCAGGACAAGCGCUCGAAGCAUCGUCGAAUUGACAGUAGCGGCGCCCGCUUGAUCCUCACAAUUUCGAGCGCUGCCUUUUUAAAGCGGAUGCGCCCCAAUUUUCGACAAUUCCCAAUUUGCUUCAAUCACGCUCACACGCAAUUUCCUCUAUGAAUCUCAUCGCACAGACACAUAAUUGAAUUAACUUGUAUAUAUUAUUAUUACUGUUAUCUAGCUAGAAAUCGAGAACGGAAUGCAAAACUAAAAGAGACACCCUGUAGAUAUAUAAAUAAGCGUUUCCAUGGUAUCACUAUUGAUGAAUAAACAGCGAGCUGAUUUUUUUUUUUUUGUUUGGUUAGACGUGGAAGUGAAAAGUUGCGUGGAAAUUGUGCAAGAAAAUUGAAGUUGUAGACUUUGUUAGUAAAAGUUUAGCAAAUCAAAUGGAAUGGCCCAGCAAGAACGUGGCCAAGGGCGGCGUCUUUCAGCACGCAAAGGUCAACUACAGCCCGGAGACGACUCGAUUCCUGCAAACUCUGAUCAACGAAAGUAAAAUGACGACGAUGCAAAGGAACAGGAUAAAUUACUCUUUAAGAUCUGGUGAACCUCUGCCAUCUCUUGCUGUUGGAGAGAGGAAAGGCGGAAGCAGAAACAGAGAACCCAAAGUGUACAUUAGACCUGGCAGCAGCAAACGUCGAUCGUUGGAUUCGAUUCUGAAAUCCGGCGCUUACAGCAGGGAGCAAUUCACGCCGACAGUUCCGCGGGUGGACAGAGAGAAAGCGAAGGAGGAGCUGCAGCAGAGGAUGGCUUUCGGGAGGAAGGGAAAACCGCCAAUUGUCGAGGCCAGAAAGCAGAAGCGAGAGGAGCCGAAGGAAAUGAAUAGAUUCGAUGAGAUCAAGCAGGAGAUAAAAGAGCGCGAGGAAUGGCUCAAAGAGAUGGAGGCUCUCGGGGAGGGAGAUAAAUACCGACUGGUCAUUAACCAGCAAAUCCAAGAUCGGAUUCGAGAGAUGCGUCGAAUGAAAAUUAGCGACGAAUAAACCAUUUCCGCUUUAUCUACUCUUUAUUUUCU
Nicrophorus vespilloides is the source of this 1141-nucleotide messenger RNA. Its product is annotated as UPF0193 protein EVG1 homolog. Bases 516 to 1109 code for a protein of 197 amino acids. NCBI's taxonomy places the organism in Eukaryota, Metazoa, Arthropoda, Insecta, Coleoptera, Silphidae. The record is from RefSeq and is a predicted model, not a curated record. The transcript is spliced from 2 exons.